This is a messenger RNA of Lycium barbarum (goji berry), 336 nucleotides long. RefSeq lists its product as uncharacterized. The record is from RefSeq and is a predicted model, not a curated record. Lineage: Eukaryota; Viridiplantae; Streptophyta; Magnoliopsida; Solanales; Solanaceae. The transcript has a single exon. The coding region runs from base 1 to 336 and encodes 111 amino acids.
AUGGCUUUCGUUCUAGUAGCAGGAAAAUCCACAAAAUCACAAAUAGUAGCCAUAGCAGAUGCAGCUUCUUUGUACUGUGCUAUGGUUAUAUUAGGUCUGCUUUUAAUUAGCUCAGUGAAAGAUAAUUAUUCAACAGAUGGAGCUGUGAUUAGAGGGAACCACUUCUUUAACCGGCCAUGUGAUGAAAUUUAUGUUGUUGGAGAAGGUGAAACGUUACAUACAAUAAGUGACAAGUGUGGUGAUCCUUAUAUUGUUGAGAGGAAUCCACAUAUUCAUGAUCCUGAUGAUGUUUUUCCUGGUCUUGUCAUCAAGAUCACUCCUAGGAACAGAUCAUAG